Molecule: messenger RNA, 1585 nt
Organism: Nezara viridula (southern green stink bug)
Lineage: Eukaryota; Metazoa; Arthropoda; Insecta; Hemiptera; Pentatomidae
Source: the annotation of a GenBank genome assembly
GCAGCAGUGGGGCCUGCCGUACAUAAGAGCCCCCUUCCCGACGGGGCUCAGUGGGGAUGAUGAUGAUGUUGAUGUGCCUGCUCGCUGCGCUCUGCGGCUUCCUCACGCUCAGGCUGUGGCGACGACGGCCUAGAGGCCCCCCUGGUCCACCAGCCAUACCCUACUUCGGCCAGGCCUUCAGGCUAUUGUCCAUUGCGGAAAGAGAUAUUUUGCCCCUGUUUAAAGAAUGGUUCGACACAUACGGCAGCGUUGUGCAGGUGGAGAUGCUUGGGAACGUUUAUGUUUUACUUUCAGAACCUGAGUCUUUAGAGCCAGUGCUGAGCAGCUCAGUUCACAUCUCGAAAGGAUACUGGGAAUAUCUCUUCUUCAGGCCUUGGUUGAACGAUGGUCUUCUUUUAUCGACUGGCGAUAAAUGGCGCCUUCGGAGGAAACUCCUGACACCCAGCUUCCACUUCAAGAUCUUGGAAAGUUUUUUAGGAGGGAUAUCGAAGAACUCGGAGACAUAUGUCGAAUCUAUAUUGGAAAGCGGAGGCAAACCUCUUGACAUUCAGGAACCUAUUCGUAUGGCCACACUCAAGAUAAUAUGUGAAACAGCAAUGGGGGUAACAUUGAGUACUGACAAUGAAGAACAGAAUGCAUUCAUUACAGCAAUAAAGGAUGCUUCUGAAGGGAUAGUAUUAAGAUAUCUCACGUUUUGGCUUUACUCAGACUUCAUUUAUCGCCGUUCUGAGUUUGGCAAGAAGUUCUACAACAGUAUCGACACGCUUCAAUCCUUUUCAAAAAAGGUCAUACGAAGGAGGAAGCAGUUAUAUCAAUCAGAAAAAUCGGAUGUUGGUGAAGGAAAUAAAAGUCGAAGAAAAGCAUUCCUAGAUCUACUUCUGGAAGUGGAAGAUUCCAAUCCAGGUUUAUUUACCGAGGCCGAUAUACAAGAAGAAGUGGAUACGUUUAUGUUUGAGGGUCACGAUACUGUGUCAGCUGCGAUCAUCUUCUCACAUUUUUUGCUUGCCAACCAUCCGAAUGUACAGGAAAAGGCUUUUAAAGAACAAGAUGGCAUAUUCGGUAAUGACGACAGACCAGCCAGUAUGCAGGACUUGCAGAGGAUGACCUACUUGGAAAUGGUCAUUAAGGAGACACUUAGGCUCUACCCCAGCGUCCCCUUCCACUCGAGGAAACUAUAUCAAGACCUCAGGAUAGAUGACAACACUGUGGUACCUGCCGGCCAAUCAGUUGGCAUCCUCACCUUUUACAUCCACCGAUCUACAAGGCAUUGGGAUGACCCAGAACUUUUCAUCCCGGAGAGGUUCGAUCCAGAAAUCAGCAGACAUCCGUUUUCUUACAUCCCGUUUUCGGCUGGACCCAGAAACUGUAUAGGACAGAAAUUAGCUAUGAUGGAGAUAAAGACACUGCUGUCAACAGUACUAAGGAACUGCAUUCUGGAACCUGUUACCAAAUCCGUGGAUCCUGUGGCCUCUGUCAUCAUCCGCAAUCUGGAUCCGAUAAUUUUGAAAGUCGUUCCGCGGCCUCGAGCUGCCUAGUUGUAACUUGUUAUUUUUUAAAUAAAAUCUACUCAAAUAUUCAUUUAUUG